This is a messenger RNA of Exophiala aquamarina CBS 119918, 1200 nucleotides long. RefSeq lists its product as uncharacterized. The transcript has a single exon. NCBI's taxonomy places the organism in Eukaryota, Fungi, Ascomycota, Eurotiomycetes, Chaetothyriales, Herpotrichiellaceae. The coding region runs from base 1 to 1200 and encodes 399 amino acids. Gene Ontology annotation, molecular function: acetyltransferase activity; lipoic acid binding. The record is from RefSeq and is a predicted model, not a curated record. Gene Ontology annotation, cellular component: cytoplasm; mitochondrion.
AUGAGAACCCGGACUGACCUGUUACAGCCAUUGCUCGACAUCGACAUCGAGGGUGAUGGUGACGAAGAACCAUUGUCCGUGACGCAGAUAGAGGAGACUUCUGCUGAGGUAGAGAGCGCCGCAAGGGAUUCUGAGAAAGCAAAGGACUUUAUCAGCUCUGAGGAUGCUUCUAUGUCUGCGUCAGAAGCAAACGCAGCAGCGCAAAGACCCCAAAGCAAGCCUCCAAGUUCGCCAGAAGUACAGGGCAAUUUUGAAGCAACGCCGGCUGUCAGGCAUUUGCUAAAGCAACAUAAUAUUGUGGUCGAAAGGAUAACUGGCACCGGAAGAGGUGGACGCAUCACCAAAGAAGACGUUGAACGCUACCUGUCAGAAUGCAGGAAAGAUGCCCCUGUGUCCACACCCACAGAGAUUUCGACGGCAGCAUCCUCAACGGCUGGACAGGACGUCACCGUUCGGUUGAGCGCGACGGAAAACCAGAUGUUCAAGGCGAUGACUCGUUCGCUCAGCAUCCCGCAUUUUUUGUACACCCACUCAGUCAAUGUUUCAGCCUUCAGCGAGUUGCGAUCCAAGCUUGCAGCAUCCAAGGUCUUAGAUUAUCUGGCAACGUCAGCAAAGGACACAAGCAUAACUCCGAAGAUUACGCUUCUUCCAUUCAUCAUGAAGGCGCUGUCGACAGUGUUCUUGCAAUUUCCAAAAUUGAAUUCCCAUGUAGAUGCAAAGGAACCAAAUACUCCCAAAUUAACGCUUAAAGCCAGUCACAAUUUCGGGAUAGCAAUUGACACACCCCAAGGCUUACUGGUGCCGGUGAUCAAGAAUGUACAGGAUCAGUCUGUCUUGUCUCUAGCUGCCGAAAUCAAACGUGUCGGCGACAUCGCACGAGCAGGGAAGCUGAAACCCGAAGAUUUUCAAAGUGCGACUUUCACGGUCAGCAACAUUGGCAGCGUCGGAGCUCGUUGCCAAGCUGUCAGCCCAGUAAUUGUUGCUCCCAUGGUUGGGAUACUCGGCAUGGGAAGAAUGUCAGAUGUGCCGGUUUUCAGAAAAGAUGACCAAGGAAACGAGGGGCUUUUUAAGGAGCAGCAAGUCAUAUUGAGUUGGAGCGCAGAUCACCGAAUCAUUGAUGGAGCGACGGUCGCAAAGGCUGCCGACAUGCUUGCAGCGCUGUUGAGUCAGCCAGAGAGCUUGGGGCUGAUUCUCAAAUGA